AAGGGAAGUUUCCGUGCAAUUCGGGGUUGGAAUGAAGCGAGUCGAGAAAAGUCAGUAUUACGCACGCGGUUCGACCAAGUUAACGGCUUGGAUUAUAUUCCCUACCUUUCCUCAUCCAACAGCUCUAUCCUUCUCUGCGAUUCCACGCUUCUGCGUUCUACAGUACAUGAUUUCUUUGGCUCAACCGGAAACAACAGCAAAUGUUAGCGCAUGGCCUGGUCGUCUUUGAAAAUUACAACAUGACGUGGUCAAGCUCCCUUUAUUGUACCGCUUAUUCUUAUUAAAUGCGGGAAGGGAAAGCAAAUGCAGAUUCUCAUGCCAAAACCACACCAGCAUACAAAUACGAUCGUAUCGUGUCCUUUCCCGGAAUUUUAUUGCUUGCUUCUUGAGUAUUAGUACUGUGUGUGCGCUGCGUAGGUUUCUCCUUCAACAACUUUCCUCUUCUGCAAUUCCAUUUCGGGGUUUCAAACUGUUGCUAACCUUCACACGAAUGACUGCUCAUUCUGGUGUUCGGUCAUCCAAUUGUGUACUGUAGUACAAUCCGAUCAUUUUUUUUCCAUUCCCAGAAAUCUGUGAACGUCAUUAUCUUGCCAUUUUGCUCCUUGUCUGAUGGGGUGGGGGAAUAUUUACAGAAGACGUGUGAAAGUACUCACAGUUGCUUUUGUAAUCUACCUGGAUUAUAAGGCUGUGCAGCAAAGAGAAAAAUGGACUAACAAAUCAAAAAGAGCUGCAUUAUGGGAAAAGGUUCAUGAGCGCAAUGCUAAGCGUGUUCUUAGUUUGAUGAUAGAGUUGGAAGGCUUGUGGGUGAAACUUGGGCAGUACUUAUCCACACGUGCUGAUGUGCUUCCUGAGGCAUAUAUAUCCCUUCUCAAGCAAUUACAAGACUCUCUUCCACCUCGUCCCUUAAAAGAGGUUUGUCAGACUAUACAAAAGGAGUUUGGCACGACUAUGGAUGAUCUCUUUGCAGAUUUUGUGGAAGAACCUUUGGCAACGGCAUCAAUUGCACAAGUCCAUCGAGCAACGUUAAUCAAUGGGCGGGAGGUGGUGGUUAAAGUUCAGCAUGAGGGCAUCAGAGAAGUCAUAUUGGAGGACUUAAAGAAUGCAAAGUCAAUUGUGGACUGGAUAGCUUGGGCCGAACCACAAUAUGACUUUAAUCCAAUGAUAGAUGAAUGGUGCAAAGAAGUCCCAAAAGAGCUUGAUUUCAAUCAGGAAGCUGAGAAUACUAGAACCGUGUCUAGAAAUCUUGGCUGCAAAAAGUCACUUGAUGAGAACAAGUCUUCCAACCGUGUAAAUGUUUUGAUUCCAGAAGUUAUUCAGUCAACCAAAAGUGUCCUCAUUUUAGAGUACAUGGAUGGAAUUCGUCUGAAUGACUCUGCAUCUUUGGAAGCUUUUGGUGUUGACAAACAGCAGAUUGUUGAAGAAAUCACUCGUGCAUAUGCUCACCAAAUAUAUGUUGAUGGAUUUUUUAAUGGCGAUCCUCAUCCUGGAAAUUUCCUCGUAAGCAAGGAAGCCCCGCAUCGUCCAAUUUUACUUGAUUUUGGGCUUACAAAGAAACUAUCAAGCUCUGUGAAGCAAGCACUAGCAAAGAUGUUUUUGGCAUCUGCCGAGGGUGACCAUGUGGCUCUAUUGUCUGCUUUUUCAGAAAUGGGCCUCAAGCUACGCCUAGAUAUGCCUGAGCAGGCUAUGGAGAUAACAACUGUAUUCUUCCGCAGUUCAACACCAGCAAAUGAAGCUCAUCAAACCAUGAAAUCUUUGACUGAGCAAAGAGACAGAAACAUGAAGGUUAUACAGGAAAAGAUGCAACUCAACAAAAAGGAAGUUAAACGCUUCAACCCAGUUGAUGCAUUUCCGGGUGAUAUUGUAAUCUUUACACGGGUUUUAAAUCUUCUGAGAGGGCUCUCGUCCACUAUGAAUGUCCGCAUAGUAUAUCUAGAUAUCAUGAGACCAUUUGCUGAAUCUGUUCUUCUAGGAAACAUUAAUAAGAGACCAGCAGAAAAUGCACAGUGGAUCUACAACACGCCGUUCCAUUCUGAUGUAGAGGUCAAGCUGAGAAGGCUCUUAGUUGAGUUAGGAAACAACGAUAAAAUACUAGGGAUUCAGGUAUGUGCAUACAAAGAUGGGGAGGUUAUUAUUGACACUGCUGCUGGAAUGCUGGGAAGAUACGAUCCUCGUCCGGUUCAGCCCGAUACUCUUUUUUCUAUCUUUUCUGCGACCAAGGGUAUUGCUGCGGGAAUGUUACACUGGCUGGUAGACAAUGGAAAACUCAAACUUGAAGAACGUGUUGUAAAUAUUUGGCCAGAAUUUAGAGGAAAUGGAAAAGAGCACAUAAAGGUUCAUCAUGUACUUAACCAUACAUCUGGUUUGCACAAUGCAUUGGCUGACCUUAGAGCACAAAAUCCUUUGCUAAUGUCUGAGUGGGAUGAAUGUUUGAAACUGAUUGAGGCAUCAGUACCUGAGACAGAACCUGGGAAGCAGCAGUUUUAUCAUUAUCUAUCUUUUGGCUGGCUAUGUGGUGGAAUAAUUGAGCAUGCAUCUGGGAAGAAAUUUCAGGAGAUUCUUAAGGAGGCUUUCAUUCAACCACUCAAAAUUGAAGGGGAGCUAUAUGUUGGAAUUCCACCUGGUGUGGAAUCUCGACUUGCUUCACUUACGCUAGAUACAGAUGAUCUCAAGAAGCUCUCGGAAAUGCAGAAUCGAGCUGAGCUGCCAUCCACUUUCCAACUCAACAACAUUGCUGAGUUUGCAACUUCCUUGCCUGUUUUCUUUAAUAUGCUUAACAUCCGCCGUGCUAUCAUACCUGCUGCAAAUGGACAUUGCUCAGCCCGUGCACUUGCACGCUACUAUGCAGCCUUAGCUGAUGGGGGUGUGGUACCACCACCACAUUCCUCUGCUUCAAAUCCACCACUUGGCAGCCAUCCCCAUAUCCCCAAUUUUCCUUCCAGAAAGGCCCAUAAAAAGCAAAAGGGUAAACGGACUAACGUGGUAGAUGCUGCUUUCAAGAAUAAAACUAAGGAUUGUAGACAAAACAGUUACACCCUGAUUGUCAAUGAGGGUGGCAAUAGUAGCAGUAGCAGCAUUAUAACUGACUGCAGUGCAAACAGGGAUGGUCCUCAAAAUCAGAACAGCAAGAUUUUCUCUAACCCUAGGAUUCAUGAUGCAUUCAUGGGUACAGGUGAAUAUGGGAAUUUGAGUUUGGCAGAUGGGAUAUUUGGACUAGGAUUUAGAAGGCUCAAAUCAAGGGAUGGGUCUUUUACUGGUUUUGGGCACUCAGGUAUGGGUGGAUCAACAGGUUUUUGUGAUAUUAAGAACCGGCUUGCUAUUGCAGUGACCCUUAACAAGAUGUCAUUUGGGGGUGUGACUGCAAAGAUUAUUGAGCUUAUUUGUUCAGAGCUAAAUGUCCCAUUGCCGGAGGGUUUAUCAGGAUCUGGUGAGAGGGGUUUUGAUGUGAACAGACCACUGAUUAAUUAAGAUUUUACCUUGUGGUAUGGUUACAUGUAUACUAGUUUUCAUCCACACGCAUUAAUGAUGUGUUUAUAGAGUUAUACUUGCUCUGAUUCUAUUCAUAAUAAGGAGGAAGAAAAGCAGCCCAUGAUGGAAUGGAUGGACAAUAUGUAACUUAUACUUCUUACAUAAACGAAAAUUUCCUGCAUAAUGGACAGUAUAUAUGAUGUGAUUUUGUGUUUUAAUAAGAUCCACUCCUAUUAAUUUCAUUUAUUAGUAA
Molecule: messenger RNA, 3718 nt
Organism: Durio zibethinus
Lineage: Eukaryota; Viridiplantae; Streptophyta; Magnoliopsida; Malvales; Malvaceae
Product: ABC1 family protein
Cellular component (GO): Golgi apparatus; endoplasmic reticulum
Source: RefSeq, a predicted model, not a curated record